AACUUUUUAGAUAAAGUUUCCAGCAGAUCAUUGCUUACUAAGAAGCACUGUAAUAGCAUCAGAAGUAAGUGUCAGAAAUCACUGCUAUUCUAAGCAAGAGGCCUUUUUGCUGUCAGUGUUUUGCCCACUGCAGAACUACGCACAGACCCUACCAAUCCAUUCUUCACACGUGGUGUACCUUCAUACUGGGUCUAAUAUGGGUCGUCAGGUUUUGCACUAACUGGUGGAGUACAUUCCAGCUUGAGUGCAUGCUGUCAUUAAAGCAAAUGGGAGGCAUAUGAAAGUCAUGUACAUACAGUCAUGUACAUACUUCCCCUUCAAAUUGUCGAGCUGAUAUUAUUAUUUGUAAUGAAAAAAUUGUAUUAGAUUUGAAGUUCAUUCAAUGCAGAGGGGUCUUGACCAGCAGUCAGGAGAGUAAGGACUACACUAACGCACUGUGUCUGAGUCACAGGAUUGUAGCCACUGAUCAAUGUACGCGUUCAACCCUUCCCUUUGCUUGCCCCGCCCUCUCUCCCUCUCUUUUUCUUCGAUAUUAAAAUGUAAUGGUGAAAUGGUGAGUGAGGGACCCUCUCGUGAAGCUCCGCAGGGUGGGGGUGGGGGGGUCGUAGAAUAGAAAAGCUUCUGCACCCUCUGCUCUGAAUCAGAACCUCCUCUGCGCCCUGCAGGAUGCCUGGAAACAUCAGAUCAGUGUCUGCUGUGCGGGUGGUGUUGCUCUGUCUGGUGUUCUGCAGGAGACUGACCAUCAUCGGCGCAGCACCCAUCUGUACCAAUGGCCAAGCCGGGUGCCACGUCCUCUCCCUGGCCAACCUGUUUGACCGGGUCAUCCAACACUCGGCCAGGAUGCACGGCAUUUCAAACGACCUUCACUCUGAGUUUGAGCAGUACUUCCUGCCCAGUAAGAAUCAGGUUGGCCGGGUCAGUCGUAACUGUCACACCUCCACCAUCCUCACCCCAAAUGGCAAGGAGAACGCUCAGAGAAUGGCGAGAGAGGAGCUGACAGAGGUGAUCCUGAAGCUCCUGGUGGCGUGGGGGGAUCCUCUGUGGCAUUUCCACCAGAGCAUGUCUCACCACCACGACUUCAACAACUUCAGCUCCAAUAAAGCUCUUGAGAUGAGCGACAUGGUGCACGAGCUACGCAAAGGCGUAGAGAAAGUGGCCGAGAAGAUGCAGAUGUUGGGGAUAAUAGUUAACUCUGUCAGCAGCCAGGCUUCCCCUGAGGCUUUGUUGCCAUCCGACAGCGCUGAAUGGCGCCUGAUGAAAGACUACGACCUCCUCUACUGCUUUCGCCGAGACUCAAACAAGGUCCAGAACUACCUAAAGAUCCUGAAGUGUCGCAUCGUUCCGGAACACGGGUGCUAAGGGGCCGGACAGCCGGAGGAGGCUGCGUUUAACUUCCAGAAAUAUCAACACAUUGGAAUGGAAAUGUUUCGGUUAGAAACAACAGGGAUAAAGCUGUAGCUUUUGUUGUGUUUUGUAUGGAAUGUUAACUGACACACACAUAUGUUCACUCCUAACAUGAAGUGCUACUGGAACCUAAAGACUCUACCCAACCCCCUGCUUCAUGCCUGAUAAUAUAUGAGUGAGGACAAACAUGAGUUGAGUAUGGACAGGAUGGAAUAAGUGUAAUACAUGUUAUUAUAGACUCUUGUAUAACGCACAUUAUGUUUAAAUAUAAACAUAUAAAACAUUUCAGAAACAUG
Messenger RNA from Lates calcarifer (barramundi perch), 1700 nucleotides. Its product is annotated as prolactin-like. The record is from RefSeq and is a predicted model, not a curated record. Gene Ontology annotation, cellular component: extracellular region. Gene Ontology annotation, molecular function: hormone activity. NCBI's taxonomy places the organism in Eukaryota, Metazoa, Chordata, Actinopteri, Centropomidae. Gene Ontology annotation, biological process: positive regulation of receptor signaling pathway via JAK-STAT; response to nutrient levels.